AUGUCACAAUCAUCAUUAACCUUAAUACAAACCCCACCGGACGUGAGCGAGCUCCCCACUCUCGCCGAUCACCAAUCAUCAACUCCCGCGUCAUUUGCGCAGGAAGUUCUACACUUCCGAACCACAGGCGCCAAGAUUACAUUAUCCUCCGACCAAAAGUUUUUACUACCAGCUUGGUUCCCAGAUGCAGCUAGUAAUGAUAUCUCGGUAGACGUCGAGGAGGCAGCACCAGCGAAGAAUAAAGGUGCAGCAGAAGGAGAAGAUGAUGAGGAUUGGGAGGACGAAGAUGCGAUAGUUGAGGAUGUACAUGUCGAAGAUGUGACUAUUAUUGUUACUACGAAACAGCUCACAUUGUACUCGAAUACCCAUUCCGCCGGUUACCAAAUCCCGUACCUUUCUAUCUCGUUACACGCCAUAACAUCGACACCUACGACUUCGGGUAUUUUCAUGCAGAUAAACACACAUACCACCUCCUUUGACGACCAUGACUACUCUUCUCUCGAGUUGACAAUAUACCCACCACAGACGACGGUGACAACGAGUGCAGAAGGUGGGAAUGUAACAGGUAGCACGAAGGAGCUUUUUGAAGCACUAGCACAGUGUAGUGAUCUACACCCAGAUGUUAAACCCGGUUUCUUUGGUGGUGGAGACGAAGAAGGUGAUGAGGACGGUGAUGAUUCUGGUGCUAUUUACUUUGAUCAUAAUGCUAUGAGCGAUGUCGCUGGUUCAGGCGGCAUAACUUUCUUGGGCGGUGCAGAUGAAGUUGGUGGAAUCCCGGCCUUGGCACCUGGAGGGUGGAUUACGGCUGAGAAUGUGGAUAGGAUCCAGUGGACUAUUGAUGGACAGUCUGGAGUUGGGGAUCCGAAUGCCGCAAGUUUGGGACCUGGAGCCGGGAAUGUUAGGAGAAGAGAUGAUGAUGAUGAUAAUGGCGGUGUUGAACUCGAAGAGGGAGUUGAAACUAAUGGCUCGGAGACAAAGUGGCGGAGAACAGAGUCAUGA
Orbilia oligospora ATCC 24927 is the source of this 999-nucleotide messenger RNA. RefSeq lists its product as uncharacterized. Gene Ontology annotation, biological process: mRNA cis splicing, via spliceosome. The record is from RefSeq and is a predicted model, not a curated record. Gene Ontology annotation, cellular component: spliceosomal complex; cytosol. The transcript has 2 exons. Lineage: Eukaryota; Fungi; Ascomycota; Orbiliomycetes; Orbiliales; Orbiliaceae. Bases 1 to 999 code for a protein of 332 amino acids.